This is a messenger RNA of Erythranthe guttata (spotted monkey flower), 426 nucleotides long. The record is from RefSeq and is a predicted model, not a curated record. NCBI's taxonomy places the organism in Eukaryota, Viridiplantae, Streptophyta, Magnoliopsida, Lamiales, Phrymaceae.
GUGACGAUGAUCCUGCAAGAAUCGCUAAGGUUGUACUCACCGAUACCUCUGACGGCAAGAGAAGCCACAGAGACGGUGAAACUAGGAAAAUUGACUAUUCCAGCAGGGACACAAUUGUCAAUUCUAAUAGGCAUGCUCCAUCGCAAUCCCGAUAUUUGGGGCGACGAUGCAAAUGAGUUCAAACCUCAGAGAUUCUCCGAAGGGUUUUCUAAUGCGUCGAAAAUCCAAUCAUCUUUCAUACCGUUCAGUUCGGGCCCACGGGUGUGUCUCGGGAUAAACUUCACGAUGAUCGAAGCGAAAAUAGCUCUAUCAAUGAUUCUCAAGUGUUUCUCGUUUGAGCUGUCUCCAAAUUAUUUGCAUGCUCCUUUUCCGGUUCUUACUCUUACACCACAGUAUGGUGCCCCGAUGAUUCUGCGCCGUCUCUAA